Messenger RNA from Erythranthe guttata (spotted monkey flower), 1196 nucleotides. The record is from RefSeq and is a predicted model, not a curated record. Lineage: Eukaryota; Viridiplantae; Streptophyta; Magnoliopsida; Lamiales; Phrymaceae.
CCUCCCCCUCCGCCUCCGCCGCCGCCGUCCGCUGCUGCUCUCCGCCGUCCGCCCAUCUCUCCGCCGCUGCUCUCCACCGUCAGCCCAUCUCUCCGCCGCUGCUCUCCGCCGUUCGCCCAUCUCUCCGCCGUCCGCCGCUGCUCUCUGCCGUCAAUAGCUAGCCCUAAUUUCCUCCUCUCUACCUAGCCCUCGAUCAACAACCACAAAAAGAGAAUAGAGGUCUGGAUUGCAGUUGCGUACUACUGAAAGCAAUUGAUCGAUUUUACGGUUCUUCCUUCGGGCUGCCAUUCCCAAAACUACUGUCAAAUCGAAUUGCAGAUAUGGGUGUGUUCGAGCUGCGGUUGGUAAUAAUGGUGGUAACGCUCUUGUUAAUAGUUCCAAGCAUGUAUGGUUGGGGAAAACAUGGCCACUUUAUGACUUGCAAGAUUGCUGAGAAUUUUCUCACUGGAGAUGCUUUAGCUUCAGUGAAAGCAUUACUUCCAGACAGUGCUGAAGGUGAACUUGCUUCUGUUUGCUCGUGGCCAGACGAGAUUCGUCGGAGUGCGCAUAAUCGGUGGAGUGGUCCUUUACAUUACAUAGAUACACCUGACUUCAGGUGCAACUACCAGUAUUGCAGAGACUGCCAUGACUCUGUUGGUCGUAAAUAUAGGUGUGUCACUGGAGCAAUUUACAACUACACAAUGCAGCUUAUGACAGAGAGUCGUGAUACCGAUUUCUCAGUAAUGAAGUGCUGAUUUGGAAUGAGUGUACGAUGAGACAAUGCAUGAUGGAAGUGACGAAAGUACGGCCAACUCCACUGUGAUAGAAAAAGUUCUCGGAAAAAGCAAAGGGCUUGGAAUUAAGAUUGCAACCACCACAAAGAGUUCAAAGACGAGAUUUUCUUCAAUUCCGCCGGAAGUGCAAAUGGAAAUGAAUUCAAUGAAAGAGCAAAUGCAACUUAAAGAUGAAAAUAUGGAAAGAUUGGAAGCAGAAUUAAAAGAAACCCGAGAAAUUAUGAACACCUUGGUAGGUCGUUUUGGACUACAAGCCUCGACAUCGACUCCUUCCAAUGAUGGUGGAGUAUAAAAAGGGAUGCAGUUUGUUUGGUUUUUGAAUUAAAGUUUGAAACACUACAUUAUAUAUGCUUUUAAGUUUUUAUGUACUUUUUUAAUUUAUGUUUUGUGCUACCUUGAUAUUUAAUCCGUAUAAUUGGUUUU